CAUGAUAUGAAGAAUUAUUAAAUCCGAAGUUUGUGUGAGGGCUUGAUAAUUCUUCAUAUCUUACGAAAACCGAAUUCAAUAAUUGUUUUAUUAUAUAUUUAUUUAAAAGAUGAAACAGAAAUCUGUGGCUAUGGGUUUAAUUCGUCGAGAUAAUGACCAGUUCUUUUCCUCAUGGGCAUGGCCACAUGCAGAAAAUGUUUCCUGUUUUUCUUUCAUAAUUUCGUUACGAUUUUCAAAACUCCUCAUGUUCUUUAUAUUUUGAAAGUCGUUCCCAUUUAAACCUGCGAAAACGGCCGAAGCGGGCCACGAAAUACUAAACGCAGUGGAAGCAUCUCGAGAGAGAGAGGCACUUGGGGGGGGGGUUGAAAAAUAUCCUGGUGGUUGAAUAGAUUGUUGGGGGUUUGGAGCCAUGUUAAAAUUUGAAUUCCAUUGGAUAGCUGGUCACACUGGUGGAGCGGGGUGCUUCGGGUCAGAGUCGCAUAAUUUUUCGAGGUGGAGUAAUGACAACAAUGUUUAAAACAAAACGUUUUCUUUAAUCGUUAGUUACAAUUUUAAUUCCAAUUUUUUUAGACAAACCAGCUAGUCAACUAACUCAACCUGCUUUUAAGAAAAGUGUAACAGGUAAGGAAUUAAAUUAUGCUUAAUGAAACUUUGUCCAUUGCUAAUAACAGAAUCGGGGGCCAGAGCUGGAGGCUAUACUUAGCCUGAAAUUUUGUAAUUACAGAGGAAGGCUAAACCCCUCCAAAUAUAAGCGCUGCUCCCGUUCAGGUCGUCGGGUCUAAAAUGUGUAUAAAAUGGUAAAUUUCGCUUGAAAUUUCCAUCAACCAAAAUUAAACUAUUCAACAUUCAGCUCUAUUGAGCGAGAUGCCCAAAAAUCUUGAUUAUUUUAGAUCAACCUUAUUUUCAGUGUCCCUUCAGUUUAAUUAUCUUUCCUAUUCACCCCCACAUUCAUAGGCAGAACUAGGAGUGGUGAGCAUGGGAGUGCAACUUCCCCCUCUCAAAUUACAGUAGCCCCCUGCUAUUCUCAUAAGCCCCCUCUCUAUCAACCCUUACCCCUCUUCACAACAAAGAACAUAUGCAUCUUAAUUGAUCAUGCAGCUGGACGUUCAUGUUAGUUACUGUGUUUUAUACUUUCUUUGUUUCGGCUACAUGAAUUUGUUCCCUUCUAUUGAGCCCCGCCCUCAAUCCUGCCUUAGAUAAAUAGGCUCCCCGCUGGGGAGUUCAUCGAGAUUUACGGUAAUGUAUUUGCAAUUUUCCAACAUGCCAGAAAUAUCAACCAGUAGACAACAAGCGACAAGGCCAUGCAAAAUAUCAAUUAAAAAUGUUCGGGUUGCAUUAAAAUAUUCUGUUUUGGCUAUUAAUACUCUAUUACAAGAGUGAUCUCGUGAGAUUUCUCGUUCUUUACUUUCCUGCUGAUCCAGUAGAAUCUUUCCUGGUUUGUAUUGAAUUUUCCACCUUGCAUGCGAAAUAGCGCAGUUGCUAUAAAUUACCUGCCCACGUAUCCUUUCCCUAAACUAGUUUAUGGCAAUAGUGGCAUAUCAGGGUGAUUGAAAAUUAUUAUAAUUUCUUUAGACACCGGGAAGGAUGGUGGAAGCUGCACAGAUGAUGAUUUGUCAGGCGAGGAGGAGGAAAUGCCUGAGAUAAUUUCUUCGAUUGCAUCUGAAUAUGAAGUAUGUUUUGGUAGAAAGUAGUAUUACUUAUAUGUAGUCAUAGCAUUACUUCUCUGUUUCCUGGGCAUAGCCAUAUAGCCCACAUCACUGCAUUCUAUAACCUGAGAUCCGCCAAGUAGUAGCGAUAUACUGUUAGAUAACUGCAUAAAUAUAUGAGCGAAGGAGUGUAUUGAAAAAUUUAAAAAUUUCCCCUUCAUUGUAUAAGGUCAUCACGACUUCAGUUGCAUGUGAUCCAAUUUGAUCCAUUACUUUGUAUUACUAGCGUAUGGCAUGUGCACAAAUUUCAUCGCUUGAUUUACGCCAAACAAUUGCAUCAAUAACAACAUAACAAUUGUGAGCAUCUCAGUGUUGAAGAAAUUUUUAGAUGGAAAUUUCGAGCGUAUGAUUAUACAAUUUUAGACGUAACCACGAACGGAUACUGUACAUGCAACUACUGUGUAUAGACCGUCUGGCGGCCCUGCGAUUUCGAUGCAGCACUCUAACCAAGUCCAGUUGUCGAGCUCUAACUAAAAGUUAGAGCCGCAGGUUAGGGCUGCAGGUUCUAUUCCCAUACUAGUUGCAUAGAUAAUUAUGUUCUCUUGCAGACUGUCAACUACCCACCAAGACCUCCAAGUGUCAUCCAGGUGAGUUUAUUUACGGUAUUAUGUCGUUAUGCAAAGAAAAGGUCGUCCAGGAAAAUCAAAACAUCAGAUUUUUAUUGUCCCCUAUAUAUAUAAUAAAUGAGAACUUAACUUAAAAUCUGAUUCCAUGGGGGAGGAUUCCGAAAGUUCGUUUGUGAAUCUUGAAUAAUUUUAGCAUGGAAGGUCGCCCAUUCAUGGGGAUUCAAUAUUUCAGCUGAAUUGUCUCACCUUUGUACUGUAGGUAGAGCUGCUUCCAAUUAAUUGAUUAUACUUAACAACACUCGGAUCAUCUAUAUAUACAGUAUAUUACUGUAUAACAACCCUGCAUUUCUAUUACUCAAAUCAUACUUAACUGGUCGUACUCAAAGAUGUGAAGUCAAUGGAUCUAUUUCAGGGGGAAAUGACGUCAAAUGUGGUGUACCCCAGGGGUCUAUAUUGGGGCCACUAUUCUUCUUACUCUAUAUUAAUGAUCUACCUGCAUGUCUGAGUAAAACAAAACCAUGGCUGUUUGCUGAUGAUACAAAUAUCACAGCAGCUGGAGAAUGCUUAAGUGAUCUUGAAGAUGCAGUAAACUCAGAUUUAGAAAUGCUUCGUAAAUGGCUCAUGGCAAACAAACUGAGCUUGAAUGUGGCAAAAACUGAAUUUCAAAUUAUUGGUACUAAACAGAUGCUGAAGAAAGCUCUGUUCAGCAACUUAAAAUUCACAUUCAAAACAUACCCAUGAAGCAGGUUUUUCAAUGUAAAACACUGGGUGUGACUGUUGAUGAAAAUUUGUGUUGGAAGAGCAAUACAGAUAAGGGACCGGUCAUUAUUUAUGGUGGGGGGUGGCACCGAAGAGAAAUGUUUUUCAUGGCAAAAAUUUUGCUGACCCAACCAUUAAAAAGUAAAAAAUUUGACUACCCAAUCUCAAAUAUCAAUCAAAAAAUAAAUACUCACCCCUGGCCAAAAACUUUACAAACAGUACCAUUCAGUUGUCACACAUGUCCCUUGCCACUUCUGUGACAUGAGUUUGAUAAUGGAUUGUGAAUUUUUUUGCAGACUAAAGUUUUAUGUUGUCUGCACAUGUACUUUCUUUGGAGACACCAUUUAUCUCCCAACAAAUUGAAAAACAGUGAUCAAGAUAGUGACUCCGAUUGAUUCACAUAUUGUAUUGACAUUGCUUUUUAGUCUCCAAUAUUUCAGUGAGUCAUGCUUUGGAAAUUAUUAUUACCCAACCCUUGAGUUGUUUUGUUUUUCAUUUACCCAACCUUUUACUCACUCAAAAUUUUGUUUACCCAACCCUUUUCUCUUCGGUGCCACCCCCUGCCAUAAAUAAUGACCGGUCCCUAAUAUAUGUAAAAAGAUAUCAUCUGGAAUAUACGCUCUGAAAAGCAUUAAAGAAUAUGUUGAUCAAAAAACACUCGUUUCCGUAUACAAUGCUAUAAUUCAACCAUACUUUAGCUACUGUUGUGAAGUUUGGAAUAUAUUUGGUGAAACGCAAUCCACGCGUCUCCAAAAACUUCAUAACAGAGCUGCUCGUGUAAUAGCAUGUGUGCCUAAUGUGGUAGAUCAACAAACUGUGCUAAAUAUAUUAGGAUGGGAACCACUCAAGGAACAAAGAGUGAAAGCAAAGGCAAAAAUAAUGUUUAAAACGCUAAAUAACAUGGGGCCAAAUUGUCUCAAAGAAUUAUUUACUUUCAAAAAAGAAAUAUUAAACCGCAGACUUCGUAACAGCACAAGUACCAUACGUUUGCCCAAGCCAAACACAAACAAUAUGAAAAAGAGUUUCAUGUAUGAUGGAGCUUCCAUAUGGAACUCUCUUCCAAAAAAUAUAAGAGAAAGUAAUUCGCUCUCAAGUUUUAAAAGAAAAAUCGCUACCUAUAGCUUAUAAGGAAAACCACAUCAUUGUAAAUAGCAAACUUUUUGUAUAUAUUUUAAUAAUUUUUUAUUCUGCAUGUUAAUACUUCCUUAUUAUUUUACUUGUAACAAUUUGUUAAUGUUUUUUACACGCCCAUUGUGGAAACCAGCUUCUGCUGACAAUGUUAGCGUGGUUAAAUAAAGUUUAUCAUCAUCAUCAUCAUCAUCACAGCAUGAUAGAUUCAUCAGUAUUUCACUGACAGAUAACUUUGAUCCUGAUUUAAGUUUUUCAGAUAUUUAGUAGCGCUUAUAACCUGUUGAGUCAUUUGGUUUACAUAGCUUUUAGUUUAUUAAUUUGAAAAAUCUGGCUCCGUUACAGUAUCAGUUGGAUUAGUGGACAUCGUCAUCGUCUUGUUAGUUUUCUACUUGUGUGAAGUAAAGUAAACAAUUAAGUUAAACAAUACUUGAGUAAACAAUAAUUUCAAUCGUAAAUACAUUCUGAGUUGUUGGAUGACAACAAGGGAGGCACCAUAGAUAUCUUAUAUACACUAGAUAGCGCAUCUCUUUUAGUAAAAUUGAAGCCAAGAAUAUUCCAGCGGUUACCCCCAUUUGAAUAGAUGGCGGCCAUGUUGGUAGUUCCCACUCGCUAAUAAACGCUUAAAAACAACAAUAACUUUCAUCAUUUGAAUAGUUUGAAAAUGUAUUUGGAAUAGGUUUAACAUAACAUAAUUUAAGUUCCCUGUUUAAGAAAUAGAAAACAUACGAGUCUUCUCAUUUCAUGGAAAUAUCCUGAGUCUGCAAUCACGGCUUCAAUUUUUGAAUUGCAGAAUAAUUAGAUGCACUAUCUAGUGUAUAUAAAAUAUCUAUGGGAGGCACAUGUCAAAUUUUAAUUAGUCAAAGCCAUUAAUCGAUAUUUAUAAAUUGUUAAUAACGAUUAGUCGAUUAUGAAAAUGACCGAUGGGAGCAGCUCUACUUGUAGGCCAGUCGCUUUCGUAGUAGGACUAACGUAUUCGAUUCUAUAUAGGACUUGACUUUCGUGCCUCAAUUUGCAGAAACCUAUAAUAACUUUAAUAUCCUGUUCGUCUUUUAGCCUCGUCACUCAAGCAAGGAAGGCUAUCUAUACAAGCAAGGAGGGUGAGGCAUAUAGCCUUUAUAGUAAAUAGCGUAUGGGGGGAGGGGGCAUCCAAUAAAUGAAGGCGGUUGUUCCACAGUUUUAAAGUACUAGUGGUAAAAGAAAACGUGGAAAAAUACUUAAUUAAUUACUAUAAAAUAUUUAUUAUUACUCUUGGUAAGCGCUGAACAUGACUGCAUGCUGGUUUUUGAAAAUAGCGGUACAAUACACUGAAGCCUCUUUUAAAGUUGCAAUGUAAAAUUAUUUUAGCCAAUUCUAUAAAUGUAAUCUUAGUAGUAAGUACAACAAUAAGUCGGUGCAACGAUAAUCUCACAUACUUAAAUACUUCGAUGACCAGUGGGCACAUUUUGCUUGAAAAAAACUAUAACAUGCCUAACUAUAUUAAUGUAUAAAAUAGUUCAUUUAUAGUUAAUGUAUAUGUUAAGUUAAUGUUAAGUUAGAGAAUGCAAAAUGCCGCUAAAUUUUAUUUGGUACGUAGGCAACAAAAUAACAAAGGUUGGAAGAAAAGAUGGGUGGUAUUUGAUGGACAUGAACUUUGCUAUUACAAGGAUAAGGUAAAUCAAUGACCUGCUUGUCAGAGACGUUUGUAUCUGCAUGCGUCAGUAGAUAUAAUGCUGAGGUGCCAGAAACAUGUUAAUUUGUGUGUCUGUUUGCUUCUAGCCACUCAGCGUCAGCUUUAUAUAUUAAUAUAUAUUCUAAGCAAUCAGCGUACCUUCUUCCUCCUCGUGUUUGACCUCUCUAUAUAUUGUAUAACUGAAGUAACUAUUUCACGAUGGCGGACUAUUCAGAACCAUUCAAUCAGAGCGCGAGCAAUAUAAAUAUGGGCAUAUUUGUAAAUUUUGAGAAGGAAGUCAAGAAUAGAAGCGAGAGCAUUUUCAUUUUUUGUUUUAUUUUGAACACGAGUAAUGUUGAAGGAGUAUUUUUAAUAAGCAAAAUAUAUAUUAUUUUAAUAAUUUUUGACUCUAUGAAAAUGAUUCCCCAAUUAAAUUGAUUGCAAAUUACUGUAAGCCUCUUUAAAUACUGCACGCGAAUACCCUGUAUGCAUGACAUGUAUUCAUGCUUUGACUUAGAUGUAGUCUCUCAUAAAGUGUUAAACCUUAAGCAAUGAAUUUUUUUAAUCAGCAUUCAAUACGUAUGUAUGAUAGGCUAUACGUUGUCUUUCUCGGGAAACGUUUUGAAAUAUUGUAAAACAGCGCCAUAGUUUUGGAGCUUCUGCUCUAGGCAGGGCUAUUAAUUAAAUGAUAUUCACUUGCUGACAUUUCCGUACUUGAAAUAGUACAUGUAAAAUCCUCUGACCCCCCCCUCCCCCCCCAACUUCAGAUGCUUCGCUACGUCCCUGAAUGAAAAUAAUUCCCGUUUUACUUAAACUUAAGAAGUUCACACGUAGAAAUGGCCUAUUUGCAUGCGACGACUAUUCUAUAUAUGGAUUUUAGAAAUAUUAUGUACUAGGGGCGGACCAUUUGAUGGGAUAGAUUUUCAUUGAGCCCGAUAAUUAUAUAACCUCCAAAUGCUGCUCGAUUUGUUUUUUUAUUUCGUAGGCACAUAUACAAAAUUGUAUUCAUUUGCUAAGAAUUUGGACGGGCGAAAACAUAUUCAUUUUACAGAUGUAAAGCUGGUAUACUUUAUUUAGGGUAUUAUAAUAAGUUGCGGUAUAGUAACCAUGUGUUUAUAAAAUGCUCCGCCGUCCGUCGUGCGCCGUCCGCGGUCCGCCUUUUAUCCGUCCGUCCUUUAUCUAAACCCUUUGUAUGAAUGUUAGAUUAGCUACCUGACCCUCAUUUUUCUGAAUAGUAAUUACCUCACCCUCGAAAAAGGGGGUCGAACGGCCCCUAUAUUAUUACUAUCUUCAUCAUUCAGGAGAAAUAUCAAAAUGUGAAUGCAGUUUUUCACAGCAUGCAACCAUCAAUGCCCCAUUUACACGAUACCGGAUUCGCUUGUCACAACAUCGAAUUUAACGGUUUUAGGGUUGUCUUAACACUUUAAAUUGCGAUAAUACAACAAAACAAAAGGAACACUGUUAUAUGUUACGGCGUAUGUUGAUGUCGUAAAAAACGAAUUCGGUAUCGUGUAGCUGGGGCCUGAAAGGAAACUCGGCAGAUGGAUGUGCGCUUACGUACGCGUAUAUACCUUUUAAUUUUGCGUAGCUACGUACCCUUUAAUUUUUCUGAUAUUUUUGUAUUAGGAACAUACAAAUGAAUCACUGCAGAUGGUGCCACUGGCCAUUAUGAGAGAAGUUAGGAUUAUUACCGACGAUGUGAGUUCUUUACGUGUUGUUUAGCUUCAUGCAUGGAAAUAUGGACGAGUUCUUCGGACUCGCGUGCAAUUUUGAUUGUCUUUGAAAAACGUUUUGAAAUAUGGAGGAGUCCUUCGGAUUCGUUGAAAACGUUUUGAAAUGUGGAUUUGAAAUCAUUGAAAAACGUUUUGAAAUAUGGAUGAGUCCUUCGGAUUCGUUGAAAAACGUUUUGAAAUGUGGUUUUGAAAUAAUUGAAAAACUUGUGAAAUAUGGACGAUAUUGUGUGCAAUUUUGAUUGUCUUUGUGUGCGUUACAUGCGUCAGAUCAAUUUUGGAGUAUUGCGCACAGGUUUGGCAUUACAACAUACCUGAAUACCUGUCGGAACACAAAUAGAAAGAAUCGCUGAACAUAUAAUUAAUCCAACACUUUCAUAGAGCAAUGUCUUGACUAAACUCAUUUAAACUGAAAAUCCUCCUGUAUAUAGUUACAGUUUACGUGUUUUAAUAAACAUGCACCAGUUAAAUGUAUGAUUGAUCAUUUUAGAAACAUGCGUCACCAGAGUAUAAUGAACAAUGAUAACACAUUUUUAAAUAUUAAUUAACAAUUAUUGAACCAGCUCCAAGUUGAGCAUGAUAUCUAGAAAUAUCAAGGCUGAAGUUUAACUGCUGAAGACGUACUGUAUUUCAGCCUUUGUCGGUAGCAAAAACUAUUUUUCAAGAAAUUCAAUUCAAUUCAGUGAUUGUCCCUGCAUACAUACAUUUAGCAUAUUUAACUCGCCAUUGUAUCACAUGUGUACUAUAUAAUAUCCAGAUAACUGAAUUCAAACAAAACAUCCGCAUUCAAAACUGAGUAAAGUUUUUAUUGGCCGUGUAACUAUAUAGCUCUAUAACAAUGCCAAGAUUUAUAUAAACCUGUCCGUGCCGAACAAAUUUCGGCGGCCAUCUUUCUUCUCUUCCACUUUGAAUACAGAAUAUUCCAGUUUCAUCACACAAAAAUAAAAAAAUAAUAAUUAUAAAACAAUUAAAAACAGUUAAUUUACUUUUUUAUUUAAAUCUUCGUCUGAAAUUUGUUCAAAUCGCUUCAUAAUGGCCGCCGCCGAAACAUCGAUCUCGAACCCACCUCCUAAACAUACGUCAGCAUGUGGGUUCGAGAUUGAACGCACCUCCUCGUAGCCAAUAGGAAAGCCGCUAAUACGCUAGGUAUGAAAUAAAUCAACGAACUUCACAAUGAACUUCAGACUGUGUCUCGCCCCAGGCGCUAUAUAUGAAACGUUUGCAUGAAGUACGCUGCAUGUGGACGAAGUAUGUGGUACGUAAUUGUUACACGAACUAUAUAGAUGUACGCGUUUUACUCUCUGCGCUUCUGUAAUACCUCAUGUAUAUAACCUUUUAUAUAGAUAUUGGGGCAAGCACAAAUUGGGGCAAGCACUUGUAGUUCGUCUGGUUAUAAGUCUUCAAUAUAAAGACGGGCACAAGAAGCGUGCGUCUAGACGAACUUUUUGGGCGCAUAAUGAGUUUUAUGUGCCCGUCUUUAUAAUAGAUAUGCAAUAUAACUAAGUAUGUGAGUGUAGUUUUAAUACAAAAGCUAGUGCACGCUUCCAUUCAAGAAUACUAUUAAUUUGUUGACUUUAUAGACUAAACGUGCCAGAUUUGAUCUUACUUGUGCUGGAAGAACGUAUAUGUUUGCUUUGGGAACAGAAGAAAUGGGUAAGAAUGAUGUGAAUGUGCUUUGCGACAAUUUUCGUGUCUCUAUUCGUCUGUAA
Paramuricea clavata is the source of this 9249-nucleotide messenger RNA. NCBI's taxonomy places the organism in Eukaryota, Metazoa, Cnidaria, Anthozoa, Malacalcyonacea, Plexauridae. The record is from the annotation of a GenBank genome assembly.